Molecule: messenger RNA, 234 nt
Organism: Funneliformis mosseae
Lineage: Eukaryota; Fungi; Glomeromycota; Glomeromycetes; Glomerales; Glomeraceae
Source: the annotation of a GenBank genome assembly
AUGGCCUAUUAUAAUAAUGCUUAUGAUAUAGAAUUUUUAUCGAUUGUAAAUUUAGUUAAUACUAGAAGUUCUGGUCAUAGGAUUGUUGUCCGUUCUCAAGUAAAUCAGUUCAAAUAUAUUCAAAUUAGAGCUGAGAUCUUUGGAUCAGCUAAUGCGUCUCAACAUUUAAAGAAUUCAUUUAUUCUUGUUAAAUUCGUGCAAGAAAACGGUUCAGUUGAUGUAUAUCUAAGAUAA